AGUUAGGCUUCCUCAACCUUAGUCCGUCCUAGCCUAGGACGUCGUUCCUCCUGUGGGCUCAUCAGGCGGGCAUUGUGUUCUUAAAUCAGCCCAGUUUGCCCCUCUAGAAUCUAAUGUCCUCAGUCAGUAUCUAUAAUUUUAAGUCAGCCCCUUACUGGCUGUUUUCUGCUGAGCUUCUCUGUAAUUCCCAAGAGAGGGAACGCUGAGGAGCCCGGAGCCCUAGGAAACCAAGACCAGAGGGUAGAAUUGGAGAAGAAAUUGAUCGUUUAGAGGGAGGGAUAAAACGUUGCUGUUGGGACUGAAGAGAUGGCUCAUCUGUCAAGAGUGCUUACGGCUCUUGCUGAAAACUGGAGUUCAGUUCCGAACUACCACCUAUAACUUCAGCUCCAGGGGAUCCAAUGACCUUUUCUGGUCUCUACUGGCAUCCAAAGGACAGGAGGUUAAAGCCAGACAGGAGUACAGAGGGGAUUCUAGGUCAGCCUCGGCCAGGUAUUGAGACUCACAAAGGAGAGCCAGGAGUACAGCUUCCAGUUUACAGGUGAGAAAAGAAGAGCAGAGCAGGACUGGCCUGAAGCCAUUCACCCCCGAGGUGCUGGAACCAACACAGAACGUUUCUGCUCUUUGAUUUGAGCUGAUCUUGAAGGAGGAAGAAGACAGACAAGAUGGUUGGAGAAAAGAGAGCAGAUUCAUUAGGCACUCAGGGAGUCAUGGGGAAGAUGCCUGUCCUCAAAGAUCCCAGUAUCUGUUGCCAAGAGGAACCCAGCUCACAAGAUGAAGAGAUCUUACAUGCGAUUGAGGAGACAAAGGGCUCCAUUAGGACAUUCUGUCAGAGACCAGAGUCAGCAGCAGGAGCCAUACUUGUUUUUUCUUGUCCUUGAGAUGCUGUGGGGGCUCACAUCCCUACUUCUGCUGUGUUUGGGGUUACUUUCUCCAGUUUUGGUUGAUGUCAAGAAGACAGCAAUGGAAGAUGGUCUAUGCAGUAUAGUCCCUUGUGUGAUUGAAUUUUACAAGGCACCUUUCAGAAAUCCCAUGACUGUGAGCUAUAGGCUUAAUGAAAAUAUCAGCUUCCGUGUUGGUACCAGCCAUCCCAGUGCCCCCACGGGUGAUCUCUCCACAGAGGAGGUGGAACACUGCAUCCUGAUGACCCACAGCAUGCUCAGAAGAAAAUACAUGGCCAACUCACUCUAUGUGGGUCUAGGAACUCAGAAAGACCUGACCCAAAACCCAGAGCUUCACAUCCCAGAAAGUAGUGUGGCUGGAGAGCCUGUGACUUUGAGCUGUACCAUCCAAAACACCUGCCAAGAGCCCAACGCUCCUUUUCUCUCCUGGAAAGGACCCAUCAUGUCUUCCAACACAACCGUCUCCAUUCACCCCUCUUCAGCACUGGCCAUUGACCUGAAACCCGAGGACCAGGACACCACUCUCAGAUGCCACUUAAAGCUAUCCCUAGAUAGCCUGUCCAGCAGUAAAGUGGUCAAGCUAGAACUGGUCUCACCCACCAGGCUGCUCAACUACUCCUGUUUGCUGAAGAGGACACUCACAUGUAGCUGUUCCUUCCAUGGGAUCCCCACACCUUCGGUGCAGUGGUGGGUGGGAGGAACCCCUGUGAGUGUGAACAGCAUAGAUGGCAUCCUACACCUGACCACCACCACACUAGAACCCUGGACCAAUAGCACCAUUCACCUCAUGUGGGAACCAGAAAUCAUUAGGAGACUUCGCUGUGAGGGGAAGAACCAAUAUGGAGUCCAUGCUUCUAAAAUCUUCUUGAUACCAGAUAAAAACUCUGUUUCUAGUGUGUUCCUGAGAGGUCUAAUCCAGGGCAUUGUGUAUGGGGCCAUCGCGUCGGCUUUAUUCCUCUUCUUCCUUGUUGUGCUGGUAAUGAAGAUUCUUCAUUGGUGGGAAGAAAAUCAAACCUGCAAGAACAAAGAAGCCCCGACCCCCGUGAAACCAGUUUUGGGAAGAGCCGACGCUGCUGAAGUCUGAAGCUGCAGGUGCUCUAGCCUUGGCUCCGCCCAGGGCCUUGGAGAGAGAAAAAAGAGUCCACAUGGGAACUUCGGGGGAUCAUGGUACACUCCAGACUUCUCUAGCCUGACAGACCUGCAGAGGAGCAAGACACCAUCUCCACCUCAGACUCCAGAGACAGAGACCUACAGCCCAGCUCUCCCUGUGGCUGGGCAAACCCACCCCUCUCCAGGCCUUC
Messenger RNA from Mus caroli (Ryukyu mouse), 2200 nucleotides. RefSeq names its product sialic acid-binding Ig-like lectin 10. Gene Ontology annotation, cellular component: plasma membrane. Gene Ontology annotation, molecular function: sialic acid binding. Gene Ontology annotation, biological process: cell adhesion. Lineage: Eukaryota; Metazoa; Chordata; Mammalia; Rodentia; Muridae. The record is from RefSeq and is a predicted model, not a curated record.